AUGAUGAACCCAAGCUCUGUCCGCCGCAAUCUCUUUCACGGAAACCUCAGCCGCCGACCUGCUUCUGCAGGACCGCCCAAUGGCGUAAUUCCCCCAAACCCCAACGGUGUCUCCAAUCGUCCCUCACACCGACUCAAGCCUACAUCUUCGGACUCGGGGCCUCCUGCGCGACCAUUCAAGACAGUGGAGAAUAAGGAUAUCGUGGUUCGGGAUAAGAACGGAGGCUACAAGCUUGAUAUUCCCACGUUGCCGCCUGCUUUGGUUGAAGAUGCCGAUGAGCUGGCUGAGCUCGAUGAAGAGAGAGCUUUCGGUGCUGCAGAGCUUACUGGGAUCGAUAAAGAGAGAUUCGAGGCUGCGCUUGUGGAAAUGAUGAUUCGGCACCGGAACAGACAGGCGAAUGAUGAGCCUGAUGAGAUUCUCAAGAUCGUGCACGAAAGUCUACGCAAGAAAGCGGCAUCAUUGGAUGACGAUAAUUGGAUGUUUGAGUCCGAGAGGAACUCUUUUUCUAAUUAA
Molecule: messenger RNA, 513 nt
Organism: Penicillium soppii
Lineage: Eukaryota; Fungi; Ascomycota; Eurotiomycetes; Eurotiales; Aspergillaceae
Exons: 3
Coding region: 1-513 (170 amino acids)
Source: RefSeq, a predicted model, not a curated record